Messenger RNA from Eimeria necatrix, 2075 nucleotides. Its product is annotated as DNA-directed RNA polymerase , related. NCBI's taxonomy places the organism in Eukaryota, Apicomplexa, Conoidasida, Eucoccidiorida, Eimeriidae. The transcript has 7 exons. The record is from RefSeq and is a predicted model, not a curated record. The annotation marks the transcript as partial. Gene Ontology annotation, biological process: DNA-templated transcription. Gene Ontology annotation, molecular function: DNA binding; DNA-directed RNA polymerase activity.
GCCCCCGGGGGGGGGCCCCCCAGCGGGGGGAGGGAAGUGGGGGGGCCCCUGGGGGGGCCCCUGGGGGCCCCCAUUCCAUAUCGGAGUCGAUAAGCGAGUUUGACGCGGAUGUGGUUCUUCCUCCGAGUGAUGUGGGCCCUUUGUUUGAAAUUCUUUGCAGAAUAGAAGCAGCAGAUGCAGAGGAAGCCCGCGAUGGCUCCGCGCGGUCGGAAGAGGUGACGGAGGCCGACCGGGAGCUGCUGCGUCGUUUGCCGCGGGGGUGCCGCCACAAGCUGGGUCUGUGGCGUCGGUGGCGCGCGAGCCAGCAGCAGCAGCAGCAGCAGCAGCAGCAGCAGCAGCAGCAGCAGCAGCAGCAGCAGGAGUGCGGGGACCCGCUGGCGCAGCAAGCAGCGAACUACCUGCAGGGCUACUUGGCCGUGUACGAGUGGCUGCCGCGGGAGAAAAGGGACUUGCCGCUGCUGCCGCAGGAAGUGCUGCAGUGGGCCCUUUUCCUUGUGGGGCGCGUGGGUGCUGCUGCUGCUGCUGCUGCUCCGCUGCAGCAGCAGCAGCGGGAGGCCCUCGCGGAGGCCCCCACCCACCAGCGGGGCACUGACAAGGUCCUCCUCUUCACAGAAGACCUCCACGCCUGGCUCAGCCAAAAGGCCCAACAAGUUGAACUCUACAGAACCACCAACAAACAGCCAGAGGCCCUCAGUCUCCAAAACUACCAAAACACCAUUCGCUCUUGGAGACGCCUCGGCUACGACGCCCGCAGGCGCUGCUGGCUCGUGCCCCCCGAACAGGAACAAGGGCCCCCGGGGGCCCCCCACGCCCCGGGGGCCCCCCAUACCCAGGGGGCCCCCCAUACCCCGGGGGCCCCCCAUACCCCGGGGGCCCCCCAUACCCCGGGGGCCCCGGGGGGGCCCCACGCCCCGGGGGCCCCCGGGGACCCGGGGGCCCCCGGGGCCCCGGGGGCCCCGGGGGCCCCGGGGGACGCGGGGGCGAAGAUGGAGGCGGGGGAGAGCCCGGGCAGCAGCUCCAGCAGCAGCAGCAGCAACGGCCCCAGCAGCAGCAGCAGCAGCAGCAGCAGCAGCAGCAGCAGCAGCAGCAGCAGCAGCAGCAGUUUGUUGUGCAAGUUCAGCAGGCACCACUGGGUGACUGCGCGGCACAUUUUGGAGUUCCUCCGCUGCAGCGAAAGAAAAUACCAAAGAGCCAUAACAGAGCCAGGGGAGGCUGUGGGGGCCACGGGGGCCCAGUCCAUAGGCGAGCCGGGCACGCAAAUGACUCUCAAGACCUUCCACUUCGCCGGGGUGGCGUCGAUGAACGUGACGCUGGGAGUGCCGCGGAUAAAGGAGAUAAUAAACGCGGCCUCGAAGAUCCAGACUCCGAUAAUAGAAGUCCCUUUGUUGAAUUCCGGAGACUUCAACUGCGCAGUGUUGGUCAAAAACAGAAUUGAAAAAACUCUAAUUGCAGAUUGCUGUUCUUACAUCAAAGAGGUUUAUUCCCCAGAGGGCGCCUGGCUUUCUCUCAAGCUCGACGCCCCCACCAUCCGCGCCCUUUUCCUCGACAUCAACGCAGACAAGGUGAAGGAGGCGAUAUUGCGUCACACGAUGAUAAACAAAGUGCGGCUUUCGAAGAAUUGCGUCGAAGUCGUAAAUGAGUGGAAGCUCCGAGUGCUGCCUCCAGGAGGAGACCAAAUUUUUUUCCAACUGCAGGCUUUGAAGGCGGGGCUGAUGGAGGUGGUUUUGUGCGGCUACAAAGACGUGAAAAGAGGGGUCAUAAAGCGGGAAGAAGUGAAGGGGCCCCCCGGGGGGCCCCCAGGGGGGCCCCCCGGGGGGGCCCCCGGGGGGCCCCCCAAAUAUGUUUACUGUUUGGCCGUGGAGGGCUAUGGCCUGCGGGAGGUGAUGGGCACUCCGGGGGUUCGGGCCACUGGGGUGACUUCAAACCACGUGAUGGAGGUGGCUCAGAUCCUGGGCAUUGAGGCUGCACGCCAAGUCAUUAUCGACGAAAUUCGCAAGUGUAUGGACGCCUAUUCGAUGGACAUCGACUGCAGACACAUGACGCUCUUGGGCGACGUCAUGACUUUCAGAUUGUGA